Messenger RNA from Durusdinium trenchii, 2037 nucleotides. Lineage: Eukaryota; Dinophyceae; Suessiales; Symbiodiniaceae. The record is from the annotation of a GenBank genome assembly.
AUGAUGACCUGCGGCCCCUACAACUCGACCAACUGCGAUAUUGCCAAGACUGAGCUCAAGACCAACUAUCGUGCACAGAAUGGCUUGACUGGCUGCACUGGCCCGCUGAUGUGCUUCAUCGGGCGCUUGGACUCCCAGAAGGGCUACGACCUCUUGUUGGAGUCUUUGGUGGAGGUCCUUGAGGACACGGAGAUGCAGGUGGUCAUUGUGGGAGCAGGUCGUGCUGAUCUGGUGGCGCAGACCAAGGCAGUGGAGAAGAAGUUCCCUGACAAGUUCUUUUACGCUGGCUGGAUGGGACCUGAGCGUUAUGCUCUCCUGGCAGGCUGCGACUACACUCUCUUGCCUUCCAGGUGGGAACCUUGCGGCCUGGUGCAGAUGGAAGCCAUGCGAUUGGGCACCUUGCCGAUUGUGGCACCCACCGGUGGUCUCAAAGACACUGUGGAGGAGAGAUGUGAUGGUGUGAAUGGCCUUUGGACCGAGAAGGAGAUGACCGUGGAAGCAGUGAUCGAAGAGGAGUCAGUGAGCGCCAUCUCCCAGGCGCUGCGGCGCGCGGCGAAGCUCUUCACGGAGGAACCGGCCAAGGUGGUGAAGAUGAAGCAGGCGGCCAUGGCUGCCGCUGCGGAGUUCACCUGGAGCAACGCGGCGCUGCAGUACGAGGCCAUCUUCCAGGAGUUGGGCGUGAAGGAUGUCCUCGGAGGCAAGACUGCCACCGUGACACUGGAGACUGACAAGCAAGAGCAGAAGAAGCAGGCUACAACCACCCCGCAGGCAGGCACAGCUGCAGCAUCGGCACCUGUCAGCAAGGCCUCUACAAUGGCAAGCGGAGCCGGUGCCAAGGGUAUGAACACCCUGAGUCCUGCAAGUGCUGGAGCCAGUCCAGGGGCGACUGCAGGCGCAAGCGCAGUUGCCAAGUCUGCCCCAGUGCCACCAACCUCCGCUGCAGCUGUCGUGGAGGAAGGUAGGAAGCCUGUGACUGCUGCAGAACGCAUCACAGCCACUGGUUCUGCGCUGGCCAAGGGUGUUGGAGCAAAAGCAGAGCCUCAGGCUAAGCCAAAGGCCAAGGCUAAGAUGGCCGCCAUGUCCAGCAGGCCUUUGCCAAAGGACACCAUGGGAGCAGCCCCCACCAGUGUACUGAACAUCGUGAGCGGCCAGCCUGUGCCAGCGUCGCAGGUUGGAACCUCUGCCUACGCCACCAGCACUGUGGGCCCUGCCCGAGCUUAUGCCAAGUCUGCUGCAGGAGCGGUCAACGGAGAAGUACCAAAGGCUGGUCCUCCAGCUGUUGCUAUGGGUCGUGCCAUGGCAGAAGGCCGCCCAGCAAUGCAAAUGGUGAACGGCAAGCCGGUGACCACCAUCUCCAAGAAGUACCAGCUGGUCUUUGUCACUGGCGAAGUUGCACCUUUCUCGAAGACUGGUGGUUUGGGAGAGGCCAUGGAUGGACUGCCCAUUGCCUUGGCUGCCUUGGGCCAUCGUUGCAUGGCCAUUUCCCCACGCUAUGACCAGUAUGCGGAGGCCUGGGACACUGGCUACUGGAGCAAGGUGACCAUGGGUGGAAAGGAGGAAUCUGUGCACUUUUUCCAUACCUACAAGCAGAAGGUGGACUACGUUUUCGUUGAUCACCCCACCUUCUUGGAGCGUGUGAACGGCCAGACGGGCUCCAAGCUCUAUGGUCCUGAGUGGGGAAAAGAUUUCGCGGACAACCAGGCCCGCUUCGCCUACUUUUGCAAAGCAGCCUUGAAAGCCAUCCAGGAGCUGCCUUUGGGUGGCUCAAGCUAUGGCAGCGACUGCAUGGUGGUCUGCAAUGACUGGCACAGUGCGCUGGUGCCCAUGCUCAUCCAUGCAGAGAAGACAACUGCAGGCAAGUGGCAAAACACCAAGACCGCGUUCCUUUGCCACAAUGCAGUCUUCCAGGGUCGCUUUAUGUGCGAGGAGGGGAUGGCUUGGCAAAGAUCUUUGGUGUGCCAGAGCGUUACAUUGACAGCAUCACCUUUAAGAUGCCGCUUCGAAUCGGCAAGUACAACGAGAAGGUCUCCUGUGUGA